Molecule: messenger RNA, 810 nt
Organism: Cotesia glomerata
Lineage: Eukaryota; Metazoa; Arthropoda; Insecta; Hymenoptera; Braconidae
Product: venom carboxylesterase-6-like
Exons: 2
Coding region: 130-801 (223 amino acids)
Source: RefSeq, a predicted model, not a curated record
UUCCAGCCCUGGCUCUACAACCGAAUCACACCAUUCGGGCCAGUCAUCGAGCGGAAAUCCCCGAACGCGUUUAUUGGCCGUUCACCAGCAGAAAUAAUAAUUAACGGAGAUGCUGCUGAUCUUCCUUGGAUGACAACUUUGGUCAGCGAAGAAGGACUUUACCCUGCAGCAGAGUUUGCUGGAGAUGAAGAACUGAUGAAGGAGCUCGACAGUAACUGGGACAGGAUCAUUCCUCAUCUUCUAGAAUUCAAUUUCACUGUUCCAGCAUCUGAGCACCAAGAAAUGGCUCAGAAGAUCCGGGAUUAUUAUCUGGGCAGCAGGAAAGUCCACAAAAAGAGUAUUAUGUCGGUGAUUCAUAUGGUUGGUGAUCGGUUGCAUGCAGUAGACGCCGAAAAAGCUGCAAGGAUAAUGGCUGAGGCUAACAAAAGCCUAGUUUGGUUUUCUCUCUUCUCCUUCCGCAAGCCUGACAGUUUGUCUGAUUUAUUUAUUCCUUCCAAACCUAACUUGGGUGUCAGUCAUGCUGAUGAUCUCCGUUUGGUGCUGAAUGAUGUUAGGCAGUCGGAGAUUACUGAUGGAAAAUCUCUUGCCAUGCAGCAGGUCUUGCUGGACAUUUGGAUCUCUUUUGCUACUAACGGAAUCCCCAAGGCGAACACUCGAUGGACAACAGUCGAUCCAACCUCUAAGUCGCUUAAUUACCUCCAUAUUUACGGGCCGACCGACAUUCAAAUGGAGACGCAGUCGAACUUUGGUCAGAAAUUAUUUUGGGAGACUAUUAAUUUUAAUGAAAAUUUAAUAAUUUAAUUAAGUAAU